This is a messenger RNA of Encephalitozoon hellem ATCC 50504, 1458 nucleotides long. Its product is annotated as leucyl aminopeptidase. The record is from RefSeq and is a predicted model, not a curated record. Gene Ontology annotation, cellular component: cytoplasm. Gene Ontology annotation, biological process: proteolysis. The coding region runs from base 1 to 1458 and encodes 485 amino acids. Gene Ontology annotation, molecular function: metalloaminopeptidase activity; manganese ion binding. NCBI's taxonomy places the organism in Eukaryota, Fungi, Microsporidia, Unikaryonidae. The transcript has a single exon.
AUGGGAUUGAUUAACUAUGAAAAGCUUAUGGUUAUGUCAGGGGCAGAUCCUGACUCGACGAAGGUCAGGAUUGUGCUCUGCAGCAACACCGAGGAGGGUGUCAGCAUAGUAGCGGACGAGAAAAGCUCUGCACACGAGGAGUUCCUUAGCAGCCUGGGGGCGAAAGGGAACUUGGGGGAGAGCCAUGUGCUUCCGGAGGGGAAUGGCCGGAUAACUGUGUUUGUAGGCAUAGGGAAGGUAGACGAGAAUAUACUGAUUGCCAAGAACAAUGCAAGGAAGGCUGGUGCAUCUGGGUACAAGGCUGUGUCGCAAUUCAGGAAUAUAGAGGUGUCUCUAGGGUCUGAGUUUAUGGCAAGAGAGGUUGUGUCUGGGAUAAUACUGGCGUCCUACAAGUACCAGUUCCUGAACAAGGAAGGGGAGGAGCCCAAGAAGAUAGUAAUAAACUCUGACCUUGAGAUGGCCAGGAAGGCAACGAUUGUAGGGAAUGCACAGAACUUUGCCAGGUUCCUGGGAGACACGCCGGCGAAUCUUAUGAACCCAACGCUGUUUACGGAGUAUGCCACGAAGUACCUUGACGGCAAGAGGAAUGUGACUGUUGAUGUGUUUGACAGGGAGUUCAUGAAGAGUAAGUCGAUGAACCUUCUUCUGAGUGUUUCGCAGGGGUCGACGCAGGAGCCGAAGCUUUUUGUUGCUAAGUACAGAGGAAAGGGCGGAGAGGGCGUGGACCUUGCGCUUGUUGGAAAGGGUGUUUGCUUUGACUCUGGCGGAAUAUCAUUGAAGCCGUCUGGACGAAUGUGCCGCAUGAAGGGGGACAUGCUUGGGGGAGCCUCUGUUCUGAGUGCCUUCGGGGUUAUAGCUGACAUGGGUGUAAAAAUGAAUGUAGAUCUUGUUAUUCCACUGGUAGAGAACCUUCCAAGCGGCACUGCAACGAAGCCUGGAGAUGUCUAUGUAGGGAUGAACGGGAAAAGCGUGGAGAUCGACAACACCGACGCGGAGGGAAGGCUCAUUCUUGCCGAUGCACUUGUGUAUGCACAGGAGAGCAAGCCGACCUACAUAUUUGAUGUUGCAACGCUGACGGGGGCCAUGUCUGUUGCCCUUGGAGAUGCAUUCAUAGGGUACUUCACUGCGGACGACAAUCUUUCGGAAAUAAUCUACCGGAGCGGGAUUGAUUCCAACGAUCCCACAUGGAGAAUGCCCCUGUCCCAGUUGUAUUUGCCGGCAAUGAAGUCGGAUGUUGCAGACCUGAAGAACACAGGUGCAGGGAGAUACGGUGGGUCUUCAAGCGCAGCCAUUUUCCUGAACGAAUUUAUUAACAAGGAGUCCAAGUGGGUUCACUUUGACAUUGCAGGUGUGAUGGAAAGCAACAACAACAAGGGUGUGUAUGGAGAAGGAAUGACGGGAUGUUCUGUCCCGGUGCUGGUUGAAACGAUCGAGAGGUUAUCUGGGAUAACUAAUUAA